Bactrocera neohumeralis is the source of this 10751-nucleotide messenger RNA. RefSeq names its product fibronectin type-III domain-containing protein 3A (gene mtgo). The transcript has 8 exons. The record is from RefSeq and is a predicted model, not a curated record. The coding region runs from base 495 to 7472 and encodes 2325 amino acids. NCBI's taxonomy places the organism in Eukaryota, Metazoa, Arthropoda, Insecta, Diptera, Tephritidae. Gene Ontology annotation, molecular function: protein binding.
UAAUGCACUUUUCCAUUUUCUCGCUGUUGUUAAUCAAACGUAUUCCGUGUCUGUUGUCGCAAGUGAAUUUGAUAUUUUGAGUCUCCACUAAUCACAAUGCUGAAAUUUGUGUUUUAACUGGUUUGGUGUAACAAUUGCUUAAAUAACGUUGCAUUGCACAAGUAACAAAAUAUGUAUGUUUAUAAUACAGUGCAUCAUGUAUAAAGUUAAUUGCACAGAUGUUGGGUGUAGCAAAAGCUAGAAGAUUGCGAUAAAGGCUGUAAUAUUUAUACAAAACAAUCUUAAAAAUAUUGGAAAGCUACGUAAAUGCAAAGGAAAGUGAAUGUGAUUGUCGGCAAAAAUGCAUAAAUUAUACGGUAAACUCAGUUUAGGAAGAUAAAAAUAUAAAACGGUUAGGAAUGUUUAAACAUUAUACAAGCACCAUGGUUUCAUAUUAUAAUGUAGAAAUUUAGUGCCAGUCGCAGAAGCGGCUACUUGAUUUGCGAUUUAAACAUAUGACGGCUACCGUCAUGACCACCCAAAUAUCCGCUAUCGCUGCGUCAUCUCACGCUAUUGAUUCGUCGCAGGCUGUAAUCACAGACCACCGGUCGUCUUUUUUCGCGAAAAAUACGAAUAUUGUAAAAUCUGAAGUUUCAAAUAAUACGUCAAACUCUAACGUAAUGAUCCGCUCUUCAAAGCCUGCAAAAGCACUUUCAGCGAUUCCGAUAUCAACAAUUCGGGCACAGUCGCUUAGAUCCAAUUUGCCUUUUGUAAAAAUAUUGCAUACACCAUCUGUUACUUUAGCUAGAUCACUUAGCUGUGAUGAUGAAGAUAAAUGCUCAAAUAGAAUUGUUGCAGCCGUCGGAUUGACAACGAUGCAAUGCGUUGAUAAUAGCACUCAGACCGAUACUAUGCGUAACACAGCGCAAGUAUUUUUAACAAAAAGGGUACCCAAACAGUUAGGAGUAAACGCUGAACUUAAGGAAGAUACCAAUGAUCAGAAGGAUUUUUCGUCUUCAAAAACACGAAAUCAGAGCUUAAUGUUUAAUGAGAUCAGCGAGAAAAGCGAAGAAAUUAUAUCAAUUACACAGGAUAGAAAAAGUGAAAACGACAACGAGAAGAAUAUGUUGGAAGAUAAAAAUUAUUUCUUAUUCAGGGAAAUGGACUUUAUAGACAUGAAGAGUGAAUGUAGUAAAAGUAGUAAUGACACUUUAUCUGAAACAAAAAGUCUCAUUGAAUGCGAUAAUUCUUUUAAGAAACCGGUUAGUAUUUUGGAAGUUGAGAAAUCUGCUAUAAAUUCUGAUAAUAUUUUUGGUUGUAAAACACAUUCUAAUACUGAAAAAUUUUUGGAAUCAGUUGAAUGUACUUGUAAUGAUGCAACACAAUUUAAUUGUGAUUGUGACCAAACUUUAGCAAAUUGCACCUAUCAAGAACGCAUUAUUGACUAUGACAAUUUCCGGAUAAUAGAACACGUUAUAGAUUGUGCAAAUGAAAAUUUUUGUGAACAUGGUGAGAAAAUGAAAUGUGAUAGUCCUUGGAAAGAUACCGAAGAGGACAACAUAGAUCAAACUAAAGAAAUGAACUUAUCAUGUCGAGAGUUGGUGGCAUUUAUCGGUGAAAGUUAUCAAAUUAUUAAUAAUGAACAUCAUACAAUAAUGCAGCACGAAGAGCAACUAGAUAAAAAUUUACCUGUUGCGUCGUCAUUGAAUUUAGAUGCUCACCAAUCUAGUAACGAUAAUGACGAUAAUAUAUAUUGUUCCGGUGGAGUAAGUAAUGACCCUAUACUAUUGGAUUCCCAAUAUGCAAAUACGAACUUAAAUGAAAAUUUGGAUAACAAUAAUAACAAAGGUUACUCCAAAGGGGAAGCACAAGUGUUUAAUGGAUCAAAGAUACAAUCCCCUAAAAAUAACAUGCAAAUAUUAACUACGAUUGAAACAACUAAUUCAGUUUCAAUUGAGUCUCAUGACCAAACUGAGUCAUCAAAACGUAAAGAGCAAUCGAUGUCAACAAUCCAAAAUUCCACACCAUCAAUGGCAUUAGCUCUGAAGGCUCUAAAAUCAAAACUGACGCCUUUGGCCCCAUCUUUUCAUCCAGCACGAAAAAAAUUACAACCAACUACAUCCGCAACUACUGCCUCAUCAUCAAUGUAUGCCUACGAGCAGACAGCGAUCUAUUACCAACAAGAGCCACAACUGCCUAAACCGCAGCAACCGCGUCUACAACAAUUAGCAACUACAACUACUGUGCAUAAAACGAACUUAAAUAAGUAUCCAGGAUUGCAAGAAGAGCAACAACAGCAGCUGCAAGUCUUACCAGUGGUUCAACCAAGCUAUUCCAAAAAUUAUUUUCAACACCAACACUACUGCUCAUCAUUGAUACAAAAUUUUCAACAGGUACACAAUUUUGUAAUAUCUUCUAACGAACAUCCUCAACAAUGCGAUGAAUUGAGAAAUUGUACGCAAACUCAUCUGAAUAGUUCUCCUAGUUCAGUUGCUGUUGCAAUCCAAACAAGCGCCCUGCCCGUGACCGUCGCCAAUCCGACUCAGCAAGCUCAACUGUUCCCGAUUCAGUUGAUUUCACUGGGCACUCCAACACUAGCAGCCGACUCCAGUAGUAUUUUUGGACAGCGGCAGGAACUAUGCACCACUUCUACUGUGGUAGCCUCGGUUGGUAAUGGAUCAACUCCUUGGCCACUUUUAGAGGCAGCACCUGUUUUUAUCGACUCCCAUGGAGAACUCCACACCCUCUGUCCGACACAUGGUCACGCGGCCUUAAAUGCAGCAUCAGUGGAGACCGGGGUCAAUCCACAAUGUGUAUCAUUUAAUCAAGCAACCCUCACCUCUGCACGAAGUAGCAUUUCGCAGUCUUUACAUUCCAAGCAGUAUCAGAAUCCGCUACAAAAUCAGACUAGACCACUAUCAUCAAGCACUGCUCCAGUGGCGAAAGACAAUACGACCAUUCAUCAGUUAGUACAAAACUCAAAAGUGAAGAAUCAAAAUCACAAUCAAACUCAAAAUCAUCAACUACGUCACCAACAACAGCCUCAACAACCCCAGGCGCAUUAUCAACAGCAGCAGCAGAAAUUCGAUUCGGGCAUUAUACUAAACAUUUCUGGCAAAGGCAAACUUCAUCGAGGUCCAGCAACAGUUCAAAUGGUUUCCCAAAACCGACCUGCAUCGAUAACAGUGCCGGUACAAGUACCGCAGGGCCAAAUGAUGCAGCAAUACGUUAACGAGAACGGAACUUUUGCGCAUGUUGUGCUUUCGCCCCAAUAUCAACAGAUCCAUUCCAGUCAAGGACAUAUGCAUGCACCUUUCAUGCAGGCUGGUGGAUCUUCUCAAUUCUAUCCAACCCUUCCGACGGGAUUUGCUCCUAACCCAGGUGGUGGGCCAGCACAUUUCCACACUUUGACAAGUGGGCAUGUGCAAACGCAACAACUUUCCCAACAUCAAAAAGCGACAACACAACCACAGCAAACAGGAUCUCAAACGUUAUCACAUUCGCCUUCACCUCCAAAUAGCUACUAUAAAGACGAGCGUACUCAACGACAGCACACAAAGUUAUUAAGGAAACUUGAGAAACAACGGGAAAUGAUUAACUCUGCAAACAAUAGCCCAGUCAAUGGAACAAAGAAGCACGAUCACGUUAUUGCAACUUCAGCGGUUUUGCCAUCGGAUAGAGCUAAUUCAAAUUCUUCUGUAAAAAGUUCGAUUGACAAUGGAUUAGGAGUCAUUCAAAGUGUUCAAAAUAUAAACAAAAGUAUAGUCCAACCAAAACAGGAUACAUCUCCACUGCGGCAACCAUUAAAAAAACAUAUUUUACACUCUCAAACUACGCAACGAAAUGGGGGCAUAGCAUCAAAUACAUCCCAAAGUGGGCUAAGUUAUGGUGUCAAUAUAGCUAGUUCUAAAGGAGACAAAGGAGAGUUUAGUUCAAAUGUCCUCGUGGAUGAGGAAGACCCUCAAGCCUUGAUUAUAGAGCAAUUAUCUGCUAUACAAAAACCGAGUGUAAUUAAUUUAACUUCACGAUCAGCAAAAAUUAUUUGGGAGGGGCCAAUAAUCACUGAUUCACAAAUUGAUACUAGGAAUCUACGUUAUAAUGUGUUGCUUAGUGAUCGUGCUAAGGACGGAAAAUACAAAAGCCUUUAUAAAGGCGAUUCAUAUGACUGUAUAGUACAAGACCUUCAACCAGGUCAGAUGUAUGUAGUUCGAGUUCAGGUAUACUAUAACAAGAUGCAGGGAACAGCUUCUGAGGCAUCUGAAUUCAUGACUCCACCAUGUGAACCAGAUCAGCCAAUGCCACCUAAACUUGUAAUGCGAACGAAGAAUUCGUUGCAUUUACGUUGGUCGAACCCACCAUCUAAUGGUUCACCCAUACAGCAUUAUUUAUUGGAAUAUGACGACGGUAAAUCCGGGCUAUCUUUAUCUACCCGCUCCUCACGUCAAAAUAGUGAGAAUGAUUGUCAUAACUUUGUCGAAGCAACGAAAACAAAAGGCAAGCACUACACUCUUACUAAAUUGCAGCCGUCAACUGUAUACUAUUUUCGUCUGGCUGCCGUCAACGAUGUGGGUAUGUCAUUAUAUUCCACCAUUUGCUCAUACUGUACCUCGAAUAAUCCGCCGAUUGCACCGAAGCCUCCUAAACUCCAGAGCAGCAGUUCUACAACUAUCCGCCUUUGGUGGGAACGACGACAACAAGAUGGCGAUUAUGUCUUGCAAAUACUUGAUCCCGAUUCAGGUCAUGGUUACCUAAACGCUUACAAUGGUCCAGAUACGAGUCAUGAAUGUUGUGAACUGCGUCGAGCUACAUAUUAUCAGUUCCGGUUACGUGCAGAAAAUGAAGCGGGCAGCUCUCCAUGGUGCAAUGAGGUUACCUACCAAACAGCUCCUGAAAAACCAGGUAAACCGGGUAAACCACAUGUGAAAGGAAAAAUACAUGGAACUCAUUUUCGAGCUCGUUGGGAUCCACCCAUAGAUAAGGGGGGCGCCGAAAUAAUUCGAUAUUUUCUCGAAAUCACAUCUGGUGCUAAAUUUGAACGUAUUUAUAGUGGUACUGAUACAGAGAGCAUAUGUGAUCGGCUUCAACCAGGUACAACGUACCAGUUGCGUGCGUCUUGUGAAGGUCCUGCAGGCAUUAGCCCGUAUUCUGAUGUGGCCCACAUUACAUCAGAAGCUUUAGUACCUGCGGCACCUUCGCCACCUUAUUACGAUAGUCCGCCGGGUCCAUAUGCGGCGGUGUUAAGGUUGGAUAAACCAGAAAAUAGUGGUGGUGCCCCCAUUUUGGAAUUUGAAGUACAGAUGCGUCAUUCUGUAGAUGAUAAAUACGCUAUUGCGAAUAAAACAAAUGAUUAUUCAAUUGUUUACCAUGGACGGGAUACAUUUUGUGUGGUCAAAGACUUACAACCUGGUUGGCCUUAUGAGGUACAGGUUCGUGCAAUUAAUCGCAUUGGUGCUGGGCCUUGGUCAUCAUGGUUCCGUUUCUCGGCAGCUGCGGCACCACCGAACGUACCCGAAAAUCUAAAUGUUAUAAUCAAGUCGGCGACUCAUUUGCUAGUAAAUUGGGAAGAGCCUUGUAACAAUGGUGCACCUAUUCAGGAAUACCGUUUAGAGAGUUUAACUUUGGAAAAUGAAUCCGAAAAUGAAAAUUCAUCACACAAAUCAGUAUACUUACCCUGUUACCAUGGUGGGCAAACGAGCAUCGAUUUACGAAAUUUAUCACCUUUUACUAUAUAUUACUUUCGCGUGAAUGCCAGUAAUGCGGCUGGAGUGAGUAAGUGGUCGACAUGUAUACAAGCGCGUACACCAGCGGCAGUACCUGCUGCGCCACAAAUCAAAGACUGUGAAUUUACUGCAAAAAAAGUAGUAUUAAAUUGGUCGAAACCUGAAUGUAAUGGUGCUUAUAUCACUGGAUAUACCAUUGAAUGUGCAGAAAAAUCAAUUACCACUGCGGAUGCAAAUACCACAUAUACAAUUCAUGGUUUAAUACCCGAAACUACUUAUAAAAUUCGUUUGCAGGCUUUUAAUAGCAUCGGUUGCGGACCUUUUUCUUCUUACACAAAAUUUACAACAUUACCUUCACCCCCGCCGCCACCAACACUUGAGUGUACAGGAGUAGGUCAUAACUUUAUAAAAUUAAAAUGGGGUGACGGUAAAAACGUUGAUUUUAUCAAAUACUAUGUAGAAAUGUUUGUACAGCGUGCAAAAGAGUUCCAGAUAGUUUACUCGGGCACAAGUUGCAUGUGUAAGGUGAACAAGUUGCAGGAAAGUACCGCUUACACCUUCCGCGUAUAUGCAAGUACUGAUCGCGCCGGAAUCGGAGAAUUUUCAGACGAAUAUAUUUUCAGUACGACUCCUACUUUGCCGAGCAACAUUAAAGCUCCAAGGGUUGCCAUGGAAGGAGCAGCAGCCUGUUUAUUAACACACGGUGUCGGCAGUGCAAGUAGUUUCGUUCCAUCCGGGAUUCUUCCUGAAACACCUACAAGUUUUAUUGCCGGCCUAGGAAACCUUUCUUUAGGUGUACCACUUACUCUAGAAUGGCAAAAUUCCAAAAAUUCGUUCAGUGAUCCUGUAGAAUACGUAUUGCAGUAUGCAAUUGGUAAGGAUGGUGACUACAGACGGAUUUACAGGGGACCAGAAACCAAAUUUACAAUUGAAAAUCUUGAGCCGGGAACUAUGUACCAAUUUCGAGUGUAUCCUAUUCGUGUUACUAAAUCUGGUGAAGAUUUAGUUGGCCAAUAUACUUCUGCAUUUCGAUACCAAGUACCACAUCUUGCAGCAUUGGACGAUAUCGAUGGAAACUUAUUAGGAAAUAUGGGCAGCGUUUUUGGAACAAGCGCUAAAGGGAUAAAUAACAGCAACAACGUUUCCAUGAAUUGCCAUGGGCAUUCACACUUAGCUCAUCAUGUUCACAGCUUGCAUACACAUCACUCUCAUAGCCAUACGCACCACAACAGUAGACAAUCAACGUCCAGUCUUCAUCAUCGUUCAGUAAGUGCGUCUGCUGCAAGUCCAAAUGGUUUUAAUGGUCAUAACAACACCAAUAUUAGCGAUAGCAGUAACAAUAGUGGUAGCACUAUAUUAAUCGGUCCAAAUGCCAUUGGCUUAAUACCUUUGAGUACAUCAAUGGCAAAUGAAUUGACUACAGUGGAAUUUGCUGGUUGUGACGAUCCACUACAUCAUCAUCAUCAUCAUCAUCAAUUUCUUGGUGGAAAUGUUGGUGCAGGAUCUGAUUCCGUAGGAUCUACACCAACUACGACAUCGUUUCUGGCUGCUGCUUCAAAUAAUUUGCUAACAAAUAAUGCGUUAUUAGUACAUGGUAUCGGUUCAUCCAAUCAUACUCAACAUGGUGUAUUACGCCGAUAUAUUACCAAAUUAACUACGAUAUAUACGAACCGAAAACGUUUUACCGACCAGGAAAAGGCAGUUUUAUUUAUGGUUUGCUUUUUGUUUUUUACAUUCAUAUUUGCAACACUGGUUAAAGCACUAAUGCGAUAAAUUUUGACAGAAAAUUACUAUUGUGGAAGAAUAUGCAAGCCUUUUAUAAAAACGAAAGCAAUGCAUUUGCGAUUAAAAUGGUGAAUGUGUCGAUAAAUAAAAGCAACCAACACUUUUUCAAAAAAUUCAACUACCUAAAGCUCAUAUAUUCUAACCUAGGUGUGGAUGUUCAUAUAUAUAUACUAUACAUAGAAAUGUGGUGGAAGUUUAUAAUCUAAUUCUCAAUUGAUUCUACUUAAUCUGUUAAAUGCAAUCCAUUCAACAUUGGAAAUCAAAUUAUAGAAGCGAAAAUACAAUGAUUUCUUUAUAAUUCAAUUAAAAUAUUUAACACAAUUGGCAACUGUGAUAUGCAUAUAUUUUAGUUAAGUUUAUUUUUCAUAGAGAGUUUAAAUGUUUGAAUUGUCAACGCUUUUUCAAUUAAAACUUAAGCGUUACAUGAAUGAGAUUAAGACAAACUGCAGAAAACCAAUAAAUAUAGUGUUAACUUUAUUUGCUGGUCAAAAGUUUCAAAUGUUAAAACAUAUGUGUCAAAUUAAUAAGAAAAACAUUUCCUAAAAGUUUCAUCUUGCUCUAUCCGUAAUACCAGAAUGAUAAAAAACUUGUUGGUAUUAGGGGGAUUUCUCGUGUAAUACAUUUAUUUACGACUUAUCAUGAUUACCUAUCCUUUUAGCUUAUUUAUAUAAGCAUAAUGCUCAGAUAAAUUUGAAUUUAGUGUAUGUUUAAUGAAAUGCAUAAAUAAACUACAACACAUAUGUAGUUAUAUCUCCGUUUAUACUUAUUAAGUAUUUUAAAAGCCAGGCAGUUAUAAUUAUUAAAUGGAACGUUCGAAAAUGAUUAUCACUGUACCUUUUCAAUUAAUGUGUUAUUUGAAUUCUUUAUGUUCAGCGCAGAUUAAAUAUGUCUCUCUUAAAAUAUUAUAUUCAUAUAGUAUUAUUUCGAAUUUUUAAAUAUAUUUUUUAAUCUAAAUUCAUAUUGCUUAUGCUUAUAUUCUGCAUUUUUGAUCGACCGUCAUAUUAUUUUUAUUUAAAUAUCUUCAUACCAUGUAAUAACGUAAAUCUUGCUUGGUGAUAUAAAUAGAUAUACAUACAUAUGUAUGUCUUUAGGCUCUAAAUUCAAAGGAGGGCUCAAAUUUUUUUUAUUUACUUAGUUUUUUUUGUCUUUUAAAUAACUUGAUAUUUUAUUUAUUUAUUACGUUUACUUCCAGUUCUAAUGAUAAGUCCUGCAAGUAAAUUUAGAGUAAUCCAAUUUUUCUAAUAAAAUAACCAUUGUCGAUGUCAACAAUUUACAGAUUCAAGAAUUAUAAACUAUGUAAUACAUGGCACAUAUGAACGCUGAUAUCUUAAGUUUUUCUAACUCAAACUUUAAUUUUAGUAUUUUCCGACAUAAACUAAUUAUACAUUUUCUCUGACCAAUGAAAAAAGUACUAAAAUAUUGAACCUUUUACUUAGAAUUGAACGCCAUUUUUAUUGUAAGUUUUCACGUAGCUUAGUUUCAGGCUUGGACCAAAAUAAUCAGCAAUGAAUCGUAAAUAUUCGGCUCAUUAUUGUAAAUCAUCAUCUCUUUAAUCCUAUAGAAGUAUUUUUAGGGAUGUGCAUUCACUUUUUAUGAGGACUUUCAUUAUUCCAUAACUAUUUUACUGUUAAUACAAAUGAAAUUUAUAGUAUUUGUAGUAACAAUAAUGGAAAUUAAAAUUUAAUUACUGAUUGAAAAAGGAAAGGUAAUUUAGUAAAAAGUUUAUAUAAAUAUAUAUUUUUUUUAUCAAGUUUGGGGUAAUGAAUGAACACCUAAGAUUUGGAAACAUCCACUUGUUUACGAUAUAUGCUUGUAAUGUUCUAAAAGCAGAAUCUAUGAGAAGGUUUUUAAUACAGCUUUAAAUAAUUUCAAAUUAUAUAUUAUAUAAAUUUGGUUGCUUACAUAUGUAUAUAAAUUGGUUAUUUUUUUCUAUGAACUUUUUUCUAGUUUGAAAUUAGUUCCGAUUACCAGUUUUUUUUGUACUAAACAUAUUUUCGAAAUUACGAAUAUUUCGCAAAGUAUAUGUAACGUUUUUAGUUGACGGCUAACCACUCUACUGGUCAUACAUUCACCAAUAGAAAACGCUGAUUUCGGUUGGCUAAGCAUUGGAGACGGUCUAAAUUAUCAAUCAGUUUAGAAAAGGAAAAUUUUAACGGAUAUAUUGACCAUAAAACUUUAAUUUUGUAAUACCAUAUGUAUUUUCAAAAAAAGUCUUUGAAGGCGUCAUUAUUUUGUGCAUUUAAAAGUUCAGGUUGAGAAUUGGGGUAAUGAUUGCCUUAUUACGUAUAAAUUAUAAUUUUUUAUUCUUCGCUCCAUGGCUCUUUUAAAACAAUGACAACACAAUUUCUCAUUUACGUACGAGUAAAUACUUCGUUCUAAAUGAUGCGAACUAAUAUAAAUAUUCGUUUACUAUAAACGUAAUUACUUAUUUAAAGAUAGUUUAAAAAAUUUAGCAGAAACUAUUUCCUGCUUUACGUAUUAAAAAAAUCAUUUAUUGUUGUCAUUGUAUAUACACAGGUGACAUAUAAAUACCGGUAAAGUAUUUCGUAAUUAUUGACGAUUUAUACAUAAUUAUUGACAAGAUACUUAUUAUAACGUCCUAUAGAGAUCUAUUACAGAUUUAGAAACAAAUGAUAUAUGUACAUAUGUAUGUAUGUAUCAAUAUCGUAAAAAGUAAUUAUUUAAAAACAGAUUAUUAGACGCACUGUGGUCACCAAAUUAAAUUAAACAAUUUUCUUAAUUUUUUAUUUAUAUAGACGAGAAAAUUUAAUUAAAAAUACAUAUGACUUAUUACGUAUAUUGUAAUAAUUUAUAUACGCCUAUGUAUAUACUUAAACAAAUAUUGGUGUUUGUAUUUUUUAACUUGAAAUUCAGUAAAACUAAAAAAUACACAUUUAUUUUUUGCUUAUGGAAUAUUCACUUUUUCAUACCCAUUUCAUCUUCUAUAAGAGCUAUUGAAUAUGGUAUUGAUAAAUAUGAGUGAAAAAAAUAAAACAAUGUGCUUUAUUUAGUAAUGGUAUGAGGUGUACUAUAACAAAUAUUAAUCUUUACACUUAAUUAAUUGAUACACAAAAGUCGGAAUAUAAAGAAGGGGGAAGACGAAAAUUAUGUUAAAGUAUAUAAAAAAUUGAUUGUUUAUUAUCAUUACCAUUAUAGCAUAAAUAAUGCAGAGUAAAAAUAUUUAGACUCUACAUACGUAUAUAAAAUAUUGAAAAUAUAUAACUAAAUAUAUAUACAUAAUAAAAAUAUAUUAAUAAAAAAUAUAAA